Fusarium graminearum PH-1 is the source of this 915-nucleotide messenger RNA. RefSeq lists its product as uncharacterized. NCBI's taxonomy places the organism in Eukaryota, Fungi, Ascomycota, Sordariomycetes, Hypocreales, Nectriaceae. The transcript is spliced from 2 exons. The record is from RefSeq and is a predicted model, not a curated record. Bases 1 to 915 code for a protein of 304 amino acids.
AUGUAUUUCAAGUCCCUCGUUAUCCCAGCGCUCUUUGCUACUGUGAGAGCAGCUGAAGAUGGUGUUCGUUACGAAACCCGUACUGCCACCAUCACGCAAUGCUUCACUCGUGAUGCUCUAGCUGCGCCUACUGCCGUGGUCAUCGGCGCCACAGCCAUCGUCCACGAGCCAGCUGUCACUGGAGGACCCAUCAUCGUCGAGGUUGAUGCUCCCAACUGCGAGUCCUGCGGCUGCCCUACAUGCGUGCACACUGUUGAGUACACCACCAAGUUCCAAUGCUUCUGCUCCACAGGUCUCUGCGAUCAGGAGUAUUCCAUCAAGGAGAAGUACAGUGGUAUGAAGGACAAGCCGUCCAUGGACUCGCACUCUAUCCCGAUUGGAUUCACUUGUGAUGUGCAGACUUGCACCACUUGUGGUCCUGAGCCCGUCACUGCGACUAUCACGUACCCCGUGAAGGAUCGUCCUUAUAUGAACAAUGUUGCGCAUCCGACUGCGGCACCGCCUUCUGGAGGCAAGGGUGGUGACUACAAACCUGAAGGUGACAACAAGGGUCAAGAUUACGACAAUGGUUCCAAGUAUGACAACAAACCUGAAGGUGACAGCAAGGGUCAAGAUUAUGACAAUGGUUCCAAGUAUGAUAACGGUGCCAAACCUGUCGACGAACCCAGCUACCCCGAUGCUCCUGUUCCUGCCAAGAAACCCGAAGGACAACCCAUGCCUGCGCCUAUGCCCAAGCCUAAUGAGAGCAAUGGGUUCUACUCGAGUGUCAAGCCUACCUCGGAUUCUGGUGCUCAAGAAAGUGGUUAUCCCGGAGCUGGAGAUGAACACCCCGUCAUUGUGUCAGCAGCUGCAGGCCAACAAGUUGGGAUUAUUGGUGCGGGAGUGGCUGUCGUUAUGGUUCUACUUUCUCUUUAG